UUGUCGUCCAGGCAGUAUACUGAUCGAGAAACACAGCGGAGGUUGGGUGGAAUUUCUCCGAGAGAAGUUGCUCUACAGCACAAGGAACACCUCCCUCGUCUCUUGAACGAAUGCAUGGACGAAGCUGGCAUGAGUGUUUCGGAUGUGGAUGCAAUCGCUGUAACGACCAGGCCAGGACUGGUCAUUGCUCUAAAGGAGGGUAUUCGGCUGGGAUUAACCCUGUCAAGGCAAUAUCGAAAGGACUUCAUAUCCAUACACCACAUGCGUGCUCAUGCUUUAUCUGGUUUACUCGUCUCGGAGAGCUUGAGAUUUCCCUUUUUGUCUAUGUUGAUGUCUGGUGGGCACGCUUUGAUAGUGCUGUCGCGUUCUGCUGACGACUUUGUUUUAUACGGACAAAGUAUUACUGGGAGCCCUGGCGAGUGCUUGGAUAAAAUAGCGAGGGAGUUAGAAAUAAACCAAAUGGAAGAAUUCCGCAAACUUCAUGCAGGUGCAGCUGUGGAGCAAUUGGCGAGUCGGUGUUCUGAUGAUGGUCACUUACGAUAUAGCACUGCUGGCCCAUGCACUUCUGGGGCAGACAUGAAUUUCUCGCAGUUGAAAUCCGCCUAUUUGAACCUGGCCAGAAAGCAUAGAAAUGAUGCAGACUUCAGUGUGGAAGAUUUUUGUGCAAGUAUCCAAGUAAGCAAAGUGAUUAAUGUCUUUUGUUGGUUCCAGAGCUAUCAUUAG
This is a messenger RNA of Haemonchus placei, 723 nucleotides long. NCBI's taxonomy places the organism in Eukaryota, Metazoa, Nematoda, Chromadorea, Rhabditida, Trichostrongylidae. The record is from the annotation of a GenBank genome assembly.